AUGGUAUCUUCUGGUACAGCUCUGGAUACAAUGCUGCGCGAACUUUUUGACUCGGGAGAUCUUGUAAGCCUUCUGCUUGAGAUCUUGCUGGACCCCACGUUCUUCAAGGAGACUCCGGAGUACAUCGCAUAUUCCGUCUAUCCUCUCACGAUAGUCGCUUCGUAUGGAGACCUGCCUGUUGCUCUCGCCGUUCUACUUCGGUCAGCGACGCCCCUCUGGACACACGUGUGGGACAAUCGUCGCCACCUCACUGCGUUCUCCACUUCGCAGGAAGGUGAAAGGGCGCUUGAGAACUGGUUACGAGUCAUCCCUGACUCGUUGAUUUAUGGUUGUCGGUUUC
Messenger RNA from Peniophora sp. CBMAI 1063, 340 nucleotides. The record is from the annotation of a GenBank genome assembly. NCBI's taxonomy places the organism in Eukaryota, Fungi, Basidiomycota, Agaricomycetes, Russulales, Peniophoraceae.